Messenger RNA from Suillus subaureus, 1005 nucleotides. RefSeq lists its product as uncharacterized. The transcript has a single exon. Bases 1 to 1005 code for a protein of 334 amino acids. The record is from RefSeq and is a predicted model, not a curated record. Lineage: Eukaryota; Fungi; Basidiomycota; Agaricomycetes; Boletales; Suillaceae.
AUGGAUAGACUUUUUUCGGACCCAAGUCUGUUAGUAUGCCCAGAUUUCAUGAGCGUGUGGUAUCAGGCCACACGUAUGGCUAUGAUCAUGCCUAACGUUACCGAAGCUCAAGCAGUUGAGAUGUUAUGCACCACUUGGGUACUAACCAAUGAAGAUUUGUGCCUUCAAUGGCAAGAACAGGUAGUUGAAGACGAACGACUAAGUGCUAAACACAAGUGCUUAGCUGACAAAGAAGCCGAAUGUGAGCGUCUGGCUCUUCAGCUAGAGGAAAACACAGCACAGGUGGAUGAGAAGAAGAAGAAUCAGUCCAAACACUCUACAAUUACCUUGAGGCCCUGUCCUUUCACAAAUGAUGAGGAGGCCUUAGUAUCAGAGUUCGCCUUGCAAAAGAUAGAUAGCGGGAAGUAUGUCGAGCUUUACUACUGGAUGAAUCAAGGACUCGAUGAUGCAUUAAUCAACUAUUGCACUCGGGAUGAUGACAGUAUGGUGCCAUCCAUUGGGGAAGAUGAUUCUACAGUAUGGGUUAGUGCAGCAACCUCAAAGCCUGCAGCAGGAGUCAUAGCAGAUAGAGAUCUCUCACCAGUAGACUUUGCCCAGGCUAUUCUGCGCAUAAUGGCAGCCAUUGAAGAAUGUGACUGGACUAAGCAGUGUGUCUUGAUGCUUGCUCAAUUCUGGGGAGCUAUCAUGCUCCAUCGUUACUGGAACUCCAAUGAUCUGUUAGCUAGAUGUGCGAUUCUUCUCUAUCAAGAAGAGCAGUGUCGUGCUUGGCAUAACGCCAUCCUUUCAUCCAAUGGUGCAUGGGACAUAUCCAUCAUAGAUGAACCCACUCUUGUACGAACAUUCGAACGCAUCUAUCGAGCUUCACUCAUACGUGUUACAGUGCCCCACUCUUUUUCCCAUCAUCACUGUGGACUCCUAUAUGGCUGUACUUCUAACGCUUCCUUUUCACUGCACUGUUUCCUCAUGGUCUCCCUUAUCUUUGACUCAUACCUUGUUUUCCCAUGA